Molecule: messenger RNA, 3225 nt
Organism: Antechinus flavipes (yellow-footed antechinus)
Lineage: Eukaryota; Metazoa; Chordata; Mammalia; Dasyuromorphia; Dasyuridae
Gene: FUBP3
Product: far upstream element binding protein 3
Exons: 19
Coding region: 100-1824 (574 amino acids)
Biological process (GO): regulation of gene expression
Cellular component (GO): nucleus; cytoplasm
Molecular function (GO): mRNA binding
Source: RefSeq, a predicted model, not a curated record
GAUUUUCCCUUUCCGGCUACGGGUCCCCAAGCGGAGCGAGAAGCAGGAUUGGGGAGCCGAGUGGCGGCGGCGGCAGCGGCGGCGGCGGCGGCGGCUGUAAUGGCGGAGCUGGUACAGGGACAGAGCGCGGCUCCGGUGGGGAUGAAGUCUGAUGGCUUCGUGGACGCUCUGACCCGGGUCCGGCAGAUUGCUGCCAAAAUUGGAGAUGCAAUUCCUCACUUGAAUAAUUCCGCACCUCUAGUGGACCCUUCAGUUUAUGGUUAUGGAGUACAAAAACGACCUUUGGAUGAUGGAGUAGGUAACCAGUUAGGGGCCCUGGUACAUCAAAGGGCAGUAAUAACGGAAGAAUUCAAAGUGCCUGAUAAAAUGGUUGGGUUCAUUAUUGGCCGGGGUGGUGAGCAGAUUUCACGAAUUCAAGCAGAAUCUGGUUGCAAGAUUCAGAUUGCACCAGAGAGUUCUGGGAUUCCAGAGAGGCCCUGUGUACUUACCGGAACCCCAGAAAGUAUUGAACAAGCCAAGCGACUAUUGGGACAAAUUGUUGAUCGCUGUCGGAAUGGACCCGGAUUUCAUAAUGAUGUAGAUGGGAAUAGCACAAUCCAGGAGAUUCUUAUUCCUGCAUCUAAAGUGGGACUAGUCAUUGGCAAAGGAGGAGAAACAAUAAAGCAAUUACAGGAGCGAACAGGUGUGAAAAUGAUAAUGAUCCAAGAUGGUCCUUUGCCCACUGGAGCAGAUAAACCCCUUCGUAUUACUGGAGACCCAUUCAAAGUACAGCAAGCAAGGGAAAUGGUACUAGAGAUUAUCCGAGAAAAGGAUCAAGCUGACUUCCGAGGCGUGCGCAGUGAUUUCAGCUCCCGAAUGGGAGGGGGCAGUAUAGAGGUAUCUGUGCCUAGGUUUGCCGUUGGUAUAGUAAUAGGAAGAAAUGGGGAAAUGAUCAAAAAAAUUCAGAAUGAUGCUGGUGUAAGGAUUCAAUUUAAACCAGAUGAUGGGAUUAGUCCUGAAAGAGUUGCACAGGUCAUGGGACUUCCAGAAAGGUGUCAACAUGCAGCACAUGUCAUCAGUGACCUCAUUCUUACAGCACAGGAACGGGAUGGUUUUGGAAGCUUUUCUGUACCCAGAGGAAGAGGUCGUGGCCGAAGCGAUUGGAGUGUUGGGGCACCUGGAGGGCUGCAGGAGGUAACCUACACAGUCCCAGCAGAUAAAUGCGGCCUUGUUAUAGGCAAAGGGGGUGAGAACAUCAAAAGCAUAAACCAGCAGUCAGGAGCUCACGUAGAACUUCAGCGGAAUCCACCUCCUAAUACAGACCCCAGUGUACGAAUAUUCACCAUCAGAGGCAUACCACAGCAGAUUGAACUUGCCAGACAUCUCAUAGAUGAGAAAGUUGGUGGUACCAAUAUGGGCGCACCUGGAAGCUUUGGUCAGAGUCCUUUCAACCAAGCACCUGCUACACCUCAUCAAAAUACCUUUCCUCCGAGGAGCUCAGGGUGCUUUCCAAACAUUGCUGCUAAAGUGAACGGUAACCCUCACAGCAACCCUGUGAGUGGUCCUCAGGCAUUUAUGACCCAAGGCUGGGGUAACACCUAUCAGACGUGGCAGACACCUGCACAGCAAGUUCCAAGCCAGCAGAGCCAGCAGCAGAACAGCCAGCCUGGUUACAGCAAGGCAUGGGAGGACUAUUACAAAAAACAGAGCCAUGCCGCCAAUGCAGCUUCUCAGGCAAGUUCCCCACCGGACUACACAAUGGCCUGGGCGGAGUAUUACAGACAGCAAGCUGCUUACUAUGGGCAAACAUUAGGGCAAGCUCAGGCCCACAGCCAGGAGCAGUAGAACAAUGUCCUUAUGGCAGUUUUUUUUUCCCCUUGAAAUCAUUGUGAAAGAAAACCUUUUUGUAACAGAGGUUUCUAGAUUUGCAGCCUUUUGAUGAAGAUUUUUUUGUUCGUUUUUGUGAAACACUAGUUGUAGAAUAAUCUAUACUGAACUUUUCUAAGAAUCAGGAAAAAUUAGUAAUAUACUAAACUUCAUGAAAAUGCUGGUAAUCUUUUGAUUUUGUUUUUUUGGGGGGGUAUUUUUUUGUUUUAUUGUUACUUCCAAAUUUGUAAACUUUGGGGUUCUUUUUGGAUCUAGGCACCAAAAUGUACCCCAGAGUAGUGACAUUUCAAACAUGGGAAUUUUUUUUUGUUUGGGGUUUUUUUGUUUUGUUUUUGUUUUUUUCUUGGCGUGUUUCUCUUUUUUCUUUUUGACUUUUCUGUUGCAACAAAGUGGCUUGGAAGUCUUAGGUGUUAUGUAACAAAUCCUAAAAAAAAAUUUUUUAAACAGUAUUUAAAUAUUCUUAAAUAUGUAAAUGCAUUAUUAAAUGUUUUACUUCUAAUUUCUUUUAUUUUGGCUGUCUGAUUUUAUUGCAUUUUUUUUAAAAUACUACAUUAUGUAUUGUAAUUAAUUAUGUGAAUUCUGUAUUGAGACAGUUAACUGUCGGACAGGUUAGGGGAGGGGGGCAUUUUGUAGGGUUUGUAUAAUUUCUAGAGUCUAAAGGGGUAAUAUAAAAACAUGUAAUUUUUUUUAGCAAUACUUUUUUUCACAUGUCCAUUUUGGGUUGCAUUUGUGUAUCUAAGACCUCCAAGCUUAUUUUAAAAAAUUUUAAAAACCUUCCUCUAAACUCUCAGAAAUAUAAAUACUGUUAUUUUUAAUAUUAAAAAUAAAUCAGCUACUAGUAACUUUAACAAACACUGUGGAACAUUAAAACCAUAUAUAAGGUAGUAACUAUUUUUUAAUUCCAAGGUGUUUUUUGCUUUUUUUCAUUUUUCUUUCAAAUAUUUUCAUAUCUAAUAUUUGUCAAAUUACUUAGAAAAAUAAAUGAUUCUAGUAUUAACCACAGUAUGCGCUAAAUAAUUUUGAUUUAAUAAAAAGGAUAAUAUGAUUUCUUAUGUUUAGUGUUUUCUUGUACAGAUAACUGUAUUUUUAAAAGAAAAAAACGGAACUGAAACUAUUUUUUCUUGCAUUUUUAAUUGACCUGAGGGACAUUCCGUUUUGAAAUGUACUGAAUUUACUGUUUGUUUUUUUUCUCUUUCCUUUUAUUUCCCUAUAAUGCUUGAAAUGUCUAACUAUAAAAAAUGCAAUUAAAUAAUGUUGAGCAUGGUGUUUAAAACAAAAUGUUCUUUUUAUUUGACUGACAGUUGCAUUUUACACUCUAUAUAAUAAAAUUUCCACAAGGCUUCUUGUGGGUGAAGUGUU